Molecule: messenger RNA, 756 nt
Organism: Penicillium arizonense
Lineage: Eukaryota; Fungi; Ascomycota; Eurotiomycetes; Eurotiales; Aspergillaceae
Exons: 5
Coding region: 1-756 (251 amino acids)
Source: RefSeq, a predicted model, not a curated record
AUGGCUUAUGCUGUUGAGCAGCAUGCUUUGAGUGACCCUCAUUUCAUCGGAUGGUAUAAGGGACCAUCAACCACCCAGGCAUUAAUGGACCCUGAGACUUGGACUACUUCUGGGAACUAUGCGCGCGGUUGCUCAAAAGGUGUCUGCGGAUAUGCCACGGACUGUAGGGGCAAUAGUAUCACCUAUGAUGAUGGUAAAACGUCUUCGUGCAAUGUAUGCCGUACCAUGACCAUCUUCCAAUCAGCACCAUACGCAUCACCCUCGGCUAGCAAUAUAUUUUGCGCAGAGUAUUGGCUUGCCUUCACUGUCUUUCGUGAAUUAGCAGUAUCAACCACUAGCUCAGACUCUUCCACUAUUUCCACAUCGUCCCGUACAAGCGCACCAUCUACCACCACUUCAUCCGCGACUGGCUCACUCUCAAACAAUUCCCCAACAACGGCCGCACCCACAGCCAGUUCAUCCACCACAGCUGUCCAAGCCGGGGAUUCGCAAACCGUGACAGGAACACAACCUAGUCAGAGUAAAGCCUGGAUUGCAGGAGCUGUAGUCGGCUCAGUUGCAGUGCUCGCCAUAAUUGCAGGUCUCGUUGGAUGGUUCUUAUACCUCCGAAAGAAAGCGCUGCAAUUAUCCGCAAAGGAGGAGUCUACCAUGAGGCAGAGUCUUCCUUACCAGCAGAGCCUUUACAAGGCACCUCAAGAAAUGGAUACGGUGUCCAAUCCAUUUGUACAUGAGCUGAGCUCGUACGGUCACAAAUGA